Vollenhovia emeryi is the source of this 1055-nucleotide messenger RNA. RefSeq names its product gem-associated protein 2 (gene Gem2). The record is from RefSeq and is a predicted model, not a curated record. NCBI's taxonomy places the organism in Eukaryota, Metazoa, Arthropoda, Insecta, Hymenoptera, Formicidae. The transcript has 5 exons. The coding region runs from base 233 to 958 and encodes 241 amino acids. Gene Ontology annotation, cellular component: nucleus; SMN complex; spliceosomal complex. Gene Ontology annotation, biological process: spliceosomal complex assembly; spliceosomal snRNP assembly.
CUGAACGCGGCCAUUGUAGCGGAGGCUUUAUUGUAGAGAGAGAGAGAGUGGAUGCGCCACGAAAAGAUGUUCUCUCAUGUGUCUUCUUCCUGUCGCUCCGUUUAAUUCCCGAGACUUGCUCUCGGCUGAACCGAGACACCCUUUUGGAAAUCCACAGGUGUUAAACCUCGACGGAUAAACCGGCACGGACUUAACCUCGCCCUCGAGUUUUGAGGUUCGAAAUACGAGAAUUAUGAUGGACUGUUUGAAGCAACCGGCGUUUUUAGUAGGGGAUAUCGACGAGGACAUCAAUCUGUCGUUGCCACCGUCCUCCGGGGAGGACUACAUCAAACGUGUUGUAAUAGAAGCCAGACAAUGCGCGGACGUGGUGGUGGCUGAUUUGGAUCCGUCGUGUGUGAAGAAACCCACUAAAGCUUAUGUCGAGACCUUAGCAGGGUGCGUCGAAGCGCCGGAGAACCUCCGGCCGACCGUGGAGUGGCAGCAAUAUCAGGUUUCGGACUUCUCCAAGCUGAGACUAUACGUGAGCCAACUGAAGGACGAGAUACUGGUAGGCAAGCGUAAGUGGAGGCCGCCUGACAUUCAGUUGCCGGACGUGGACGAUUACGACGCUUGGAUCAACUUCUGUUCAGGUGGCGACGAGAAGGCCAAGCCUACGCUGAACACCCUGUUCUGCUUCAAUCAGUCCAACGUUGAGCAAGUACUGGAAUAUUUGGUGCAAUUUGUGGAGACUGAAAGGAGAAUCGAAUACAAGAGAGGCCAGUGGAUUUACGCGUUACUCGUCAUCUUGGAGCAACCGUUGCAGCCUGACACUUGUUCAUGCCUGCGCUCGUUGGCACGAGCGUGCUCGGUGAUUCGUGCAGACUCUAGAGAAUUGGACGCGCAGGAGCUGGGGGCGCUGAAUUUAAUCAUCUGUCUAGUAGCGAGAUACUUUCGUCAAUGGGACUUGGCGGAUCCUUGACAAACUUCCCAUCGUGUAUAUUGUGUAAUUAGUUGUGACGUGGCAUGACAUUUAUCUGUAUACAUACAACAUUUUUUUAAUAAACUCCACAUAAGAU